Daldinia caldariorum is the source of this 953-nucleotide messenger RNA. RefSeq lists its product as uncharacterized. The transcript is spliced from 3 exons. Lineage: Eukaryota; Fungi; Ascomycota; Sordariomycetes; Xylariales; Hypoxylaceae. The coding region runs from base 248 to 730 and encodes 160 amino acids. The record is from RefSeq and is a predicted model, not a curated record.
UACUUGUUUAUUUAUUUAAAUUUUUUAUUCCAAUUUUCUUUUCUCCCUUCUCUCAAUGGUUGUUCCCCAAAACAACAACAAUAAUAAUAAAAAGGGGUGGCGCAGCUCCCCCUCCCCCAAUGUCGUCGAAAAUGCCAACGCCCGCUGUCUGUUAUGCCAGCCCGUCGAAUACGAAAUGGGCGCUGACAGAAUGGCAUCUAGGUAUAUAAAUCUUUUCGCCGAGAGGGCUUUGAUAUAAGUAGUAACCAUGUCCGCUUCGUAUCCCAGUCACGCCAUUCCGUGGGUAGAGUUUCGGCUUGCGGCAGGGGGGUGGGCGCGUACAGUAUGUACCUAUAUGUAUGUAUGUAUGACUUUUGUCUGCCUGUGUGUGUCUAUGUGCAUGUGUGUGUACAAUAUAAUACCUAUAUCAUGGAAUAGCAUAGUACAGUAUGGUAUGGCAUGGCAAAUGUCCACGAAAGAGGUACGUCAUGGCGUUGGACUUCGGGAUAGAUCAUUGCUGAAUCCAGUAGUUACAGGAGGAUAUUGUAGAAGUAGUAAGAAGAAUAGAAUAAUGAUAGGUCACUUGGAUGAACGCCUAUCCCGUAUCCACGGCCCCGGUUUGCGCUCGAUGAACGGACAUACUACCCUAAUAGAUGGAUAUCCGGGUUGCGAGGAAAGCCUCGCGUCGAAUAUUGUUGGUUGCGCUAGUGCGCCUACCAAGUCAAGUGGGCUGCUGCGCUGGACGACCUGACAUCUUGGCUGGCAUGCUGCGAAGCGAUCGUCGCACAUAUCUAGUAGUGCACUACAUAUCCGGCGUGUGCGUGGUGUGUGUAAGUCUACUUAUCAGCUUCGUAUAUACAUACCUCAUACAUAGGUGGCUGUAACUCGCAUUCGCCUAGCCUUGCCUCGGCAAAUCCAAGACAAUACGAGCGCAAUGAGCUAGGUAGCGAGCAUAGCGAGCUUUACUCGUCGGG